This is a messenger RNA of Stylonychia lemnae, 1863 nucleotides long. The record is from the annotation of a GenBank genome assembly. NCBI's taxonomy places the organism in Eukaryota, Ciliophora, Spirotrichea, Sporadotrichida, Oxytrichidae.
AUGUUGAGCAAUAACUCAUCUUUUAUGGAUAAAAGAAAAAAGACUUAAAUCCUUAAGGCAAUCACAGCCAAUCGAAAGUAGAAGUGCAAUCACUCAUUCUUCAAGAAAUUUAAAAAUGUGGAUGUUUAUGGUUAGAAAAUUUAGUUCACUUACAAGGGCAAAAUGUCGUACAAGACUGCUUAUGAGUCAUAUUUGUUGUAUACUAAGAAGUUUCCAACUACAUUCACAAAAUACUUUCUAAGAGAUAUAAACAACCAAGAUUCGUUGUCUCCUUAAGACAAUGGAUUUGAUUUGGCUUUUGGCGUUAGUAAGCAAAUUGAUCCAUCUUAUGGAGGGUUUAUAGCAUAUCAAACCUCUCAAACAGAGAAUGGCACAAUUGUUGACUAAGAUCUUAAAAUCACGAGCUGUGGUACUUAACUAUUUCAAAAUGAAUUAUACAUUGAUGAUUAGUUGUCAUCAAUUGAUCUUGACCCUAAAAGAGAGAAAAAAAUAAAAAUGUACCUUUAGGAGGGGUAAACAGAGAUCUAUGGCAAUAUUGUAAUAUUCUGGGAUAAGAAUAGUGAAAAAUUUGUUAAAAUUGAAAACAUAAAGAUUUAAGAUGAUAACAUAGACACGACAUCAAGAAUAAUGGCCUCAAUCUAAAUUUAGCUCGACAGAAGAAACAUUUAAUAUGGUAUAGUAGUUGAUAAUCUAAUCGUAACUCUAGAAAAGAUAGGUGGUUUUAAAGGAGUAAUAUUUUCUUUAGGUUUGAUAUGUGUCAGAUAUUUUUAAGAAAGGUUAUUUAAAAGCUCCUUCUUUAAGCAAAUCUACUAAGUAAAAGAUAAAUAAGUCAAGAGCAGAGCGCUAUAGAGAAAAAUAAGUCCUAAUUUAGAAUCCUAAUCUUCCCUAAAAACAGUCAAGAUAGACGACUCAGUAACAAAUGAAAUGCUUGAAUCAUAACCUGCUGAAGAAAAACCUGACGAAUUGAUAAAUAAGAUACAUAUCAAGAGUAAGCUUACACUGAAAGAUAUUAAUCAACUAUUCACUGAAGUAUUGACUAGAAAAAGAUUUAAGUAUACUUUCUAUUAGAUGAUAAGCUAUAUCUCCAAUUGUAUUUUCCUAAGGAAAAAGAAGCAUUUGAAAAAUUCUCCCACAACUAUCUAACACUUUUUAUAUCAUAAAGCUAAUCAAAGAUUGGAGCAAGAACUUGAUGUCGUUAAUCUAGUUAGGUCCAUAAGGAAAUUAAGAUUAUUGGCAAAAGUUAUAUUAUCAUAAAGGAGUAGAAUUCUUUUGAAAUUCUAGCGGAAAAAUCUAUUAGAAUCUUAGAGCUCUUCUUCAGAUUCAGAUGAUCAUCAAUUCGAUACUUUAAAGUUGCUUGAUGAUAAGAAUGACUUGGUAAAGUUAUCAGCAAUUCAAAAAAUAAAAAGAAAUUUAAAUCAUUAUUCAGAUAAUGUUUUGGAUCACAUCGACAAAAAUCUUUUAAGAGGUAUAUACCUUAGAAGAUAGAGAGAAAGAGAGGAAGUGCUUAGUGAUAAUGACCGAAUGAAUAGUCCACUUUACAUGCGAACUAAUUCUAUUUUUACAACAAACAAUAGCAAAAACGAUAGCCCAGUCAAUUAUAGAAAAGGCAGUAUGUUGCCUAUUUUUAGGUCUAGAAACUUGGAGGACUAUGAAAAUGAAUCAGGAAUUUCAAAUUAAAGUCCAAAAAGAGUGAUGGAAAGAUAAGGCAUUGAGAAAUAAUGGGAAAUGGUACUUAAGCAAACAGAUAUUUAAAGUCAGAGUAUUGCUUUGGUAGAUAAAAAAGAAGAGAGUAGCAGUAGUUCUUUAUCGAAAGUUGAUGAAGAUUAGGAAGAAAGAAUUUAAGAUUUUGAUAUUGAAAAUUGA